AUGAAUCCGUCCUCCUCAAAAUGUGGCGUAUGUGGCGAGCCAGCGGAUUCAGUGCAUUUUGGUGCACAUUCUUGUAGAGCCUGUGCCGCAUUUUUCCGCCGACGAGUAGUGUCCGGAAAAUUGAACCCAAAAUGUAGAUGUGCAGGAAGAUGUAAUACUCAUAAUCAACUGUUGAGAAGGCUCUGUCCAUCGUGCCGUUAUGAAAAAUGUGUACAAAUUGGUAUGAGAACGUGUGCAGUGAUGUCCAGAGUGGUACCAAAAUCAGAAGCUGAAACCAAUCCGUGGAUUGAGAAUAGCUUAUUGGAGCAGAUAAAAGUGGCAUAUGGAAAAUUGGUGAACGCCAGAUGUGAGGUUUUUAAAAAGAAGACCCGAGUACCUAAACGAGCCAAUUACAAAGCUUUCAACGAAACUGUCUCCAUUGACAUCGUUCUCAUAAAACAACACCUCUCGGAAUUUUUUCAAUCAAUCACUCCAGUCCCCGAAGAGCAGAAAGCAAUUCUAGGGGCCAAUUUUUUAGUACCGUAUGCGUUGCUCGAUGGUGCUUAUCGAUCUCAAGAUAGCGAGCUAUUUCUAAUGGUGAACGGGGAUUAUUUCGAUAGACGAGAUAUUGAUUCAUUCUAUCAGGACUCUAGUGAUAAUGAUAGGAAAACUGCUGAACAUUUGAAGGCGUUGAUGACCCCAUACUUCACCCUCAACUACCAGAUGCUCCGGAAACAUGUGAAAGAAGUGCAUCUGGAUGAAUCGGAAUUCCUAUUCAUUUGUGCUUUGAUAUUAUGGGAUUUCGGCAUCCCUAACCAAACAGAAGAAUGUAUUCGAAUAUGCAAACAAAUGCGUUCACGGAUAUUUGAAGAAUUUUCAAAUUAUGAAAAGCUCAAAAACCCUUCAGGAGAUUAUUCGAUGCGAGUUGGAGAAAUCGUCAUAAUACUUCAAGGAGUACAAAAAGCUGUGUUUCUGAUCCAAGAAUCUCGGGAUGUGUUUUUGGCGUAUGGGUUAUGUGAUAAGAAUAAUAUAUUGUCUGAAAUGUCGAUUGCAAAAUAA
Caenorhabditis briggsae is the source of this 1038-nucleotide messenger RNA. Gene Ontology annotation, biological process: regulation of transcription by RNA polymerase II. The record is from RefSeq and is a predicted model, not a curated record. Gene Ontology annotation, cellular component: nucleus. Bases 1 to 1038 code for a protein of 345 amino acids. Lineage: Eukaryota; Metazoa; Nematoda; Chromadorea; Rhabditida; Rhabditidae. Gene Ontology annotation, molecular function: DNA-binding transcription factor activity; sequence-specific DNA binding; zinc ion binding. The transcript is spliced from 6 exons.